This is a messenger RNA of Trichoderma harzianum CBS 226.95, 1275 nucleotides long. RefSeq lists its product as hypothetical. The coding region runs from base 1 to 1275 and encodes 424 amino acids. The transcript has 2 exons. Lineage: Eukaryota; Fungi; Ascomycota; Sordariomycetes; Hypocreales; Hypocreaceae. The record is from RefSeq and is a predicted model, not a curated record.
AUGAUCUCCUUAGAUGGGCCAAAACUAGAUGGCGCGAACGACAUUCACGACAUUAUUAUUGAGUGCAAAAGACUCUUUGAGUCACUAGCUGAGCGAGUCAAGCUAGAUCAUGGCGAGAAGGAUGUCAAAACUGAAAAAGGCGAACAAGAAGAUGAACAGAUGGCUUUUGGAGACCGAACUGGUAGCUCAAAGCUAAGCACUGACGAGAUGGAAAGUCGCUUCAACCUCUGGAUCGACGACUCUGGCGCUCUGGCGGCCGACGUCAGCAGAUCUCUCGAUACGCGCCUGUCCGCCCGCCGAAACAUCAAGGAGAUGGUCACUGAUCUACUCCAGAUGCUCGCCAGGAAUCUCAAGUAUCUUCACAAGGGCGACAGUGCCAAUCCGGAUGUUCCAAGAGGCAGUAGCGGCAACAACAGUGACACGGAUGAGUUGGAAGGCGAAGCCAGGCAUGCGAUCCAGUAUGCUCUGGAUGAACUCCACUUCAUGGCGUCUGCCAUCCGUAAGUCAGAAGAAUGCAGUCAGAAGCACAGCCUCUCGUCUAGUUUCCAUCAAAACUAUGACAGCUAUCUCAAAGAGCAGGCCUGUCGCCGCGUCCGGCAAUACUUCAGAGACGCUCCGCGCUCUCUGUGUUAUCAACUCGGGGCGUCUCUGGCCAUACGCUGUAUCAAGCUUCUCCGGAGGGUAUGGCAUGAGGAGAAGCUCAGCACUAGGCGCAACCCAGAUGAGUCCAAACAUCACACGGACGAGGACACGGAACCCUACGUCUGUCUCUCUGAGGACUGCACGUCUCCCAUGCUGUUCUUUGUCAACAUGAACGACUGGAUGAACCACAUGGAAAUGUUCCACUCAAACCAAUGGAACCAUAAGAUACACAUGAAUACCUGGUAUUGUAACAUCGGCCACAAGCCCACAAUCCAAUUCGAUGACCACGAGAGCUUCGUGCGGCACAUGAAAGACCCGGCGAACCACGAGGGCCGUGAACCUCCAACCGAUCGGCAGCUCGAAACGCUCUCCCGCAAUAAGCAAAAGUUCCUCUUCCGCGACGAGUACCGUUGCCCCUUCUGCGAGUGCGUUCCCAGCGCCCUAGAGCCGGUAAUCUUGAACAGUAGCCCCGACGAGAUCCGGCGCCAGCUGUACGAACACAUCGCAGCACACAUCAAGGACCUCGUUAUUAAGUCAAUUCCGACUCUAGACGAGGUUGAGUCUACGCAAUUUGAAAUCGAUAAUGAAGAUCAAACGUGGUUGAGGGGCGACAAUUCGUGGCAUCGUGCCUGA